Molecule: messenger RNA, 2150 nt
Organism: Oncorhynchus masou masou (cherry salmon)
Lineage: Eukaryota; Metazoa; Chordata; Actinopteri; Salmoniformes; Salmonidae
Product: zinc finger protein ZFP2-like
Exons: 3
Coding region: 273-1721 (482 amino acids)
Biological process (GO): regulation of transcription by RNA polymerase II
Cellular component (GO): nucleus
Molecular function (GO): RNA polymerase II cis-regulatory region sequence-specific DNA binding; DNA-binding transcription factor activity, RNA polymerase II-specific
Source: RefSeq, a predicted model, not a curated record
UCAACAGGAAGUACUUUGUUACCAUCCUCUAUCUAGUUUUCAAACCAAACACAUUUCCACAGGCUUUUGCAGGACGUUUCUAAUGUAAGAUUAGUCUAAAUGAGACGUUCAUUUGUCACAACUUAAAUGGAGUUUUGAUCUUUAUAAAGUUGUGGUCGAGCUUUUCUUUAUCUGAACGCUGUGACUAAGAAAGUAACUGUAGCAUACACAUUUAGUGUCGUUUAAAAAAAAAUAAAAAAAAUUGAAAGAAUAAAGUAAGGUUAGAUUCCACGAUGGAUCGGGACAGAGCUAGUCCGUCCCCCUCCACCCUGCCGGAGUCCCCUGGUCACAACUCUCCUCGUAGCAUCUUACUGCUGGGUCUGAAGAGGGUUUCUGUGUUGCUGGUCGACUGCAGGAAAACAGCAGGGCAGAGUGGAACUGUGAGAGAAGGACACGAGGAGGGAGAUGGAGAUCUGAUUUCAUCAAGGGACACCCUGAACCAUCGUUCUCUUAGUGGGAGGGGCUUAUCGUCUGGGGAGCCUCAACAACAUGUUGCUGAGGAGACAGAGAAGAGUCUCUCCAGAUCAGAACAUCUCAAGAAACACCAGCAGAGACGUACAGGGAAGAAACCUCACCACUGCUGCUCUGACUGUGGGAAGAGUUUCACAAGCCAGAGUGGCUUCAUUAUUCACUGUGAUCAGUGUGUUAAGAGUUUUUCUCCAUCUAACACCUUCAAAACUAAUGUAAGAAUUCAUACAGGGGAGAAGCCUCACCCCUGCCUUGAUUGUGGGAAAAGCUUUGUUAGUGCAGGAGCCUUAACCGUACACCAGCAUGUACACACAGGAGAGAAGCCUUAUAGCUGUGAUCAGUGUGGGAAGAGCUUUGCUCGGUCUGGACAGCUGACGACACACCGGGUAACACACACUGGAGAGAAGCCUUAUAGCUGUGGUCAGUGUGGAAAGAGCUUUAAUCAGGCAGGAAACCUGAAAGCACACCAGCGAACACACACGGGAGAGAAGCCUUACAGUUGUGAUCAGUGUGGGAAGAGCUUCAAUCACUCAGGACACCUGACAACACACCAGGUAACACAUACUGGAGAGAAGCCUUAUAGCUGUGAUCAAUGUGGGAAGAGUUUUGCUCAAGCUUCCAACCUAACUAGACAUCAGGUAACACACACAGGAGAAAAGCCUUACAGCUGUGAUCAAUGUGGGAAGAGGUUUGCUACAUAUUACACAUUCAAAUAUCAUCUGAGAAUUCAUACAGGGGAGAAGCCUUACCACUGCCUUGAUUGUGGGAAAAACUUUGCGAGUGCAGGAUCCCUAACCAUACACCAGAGUGUACACACAGGAGAGAAGCCUUAUAGCUGUAAUCUGUGUGGAAAGAGCUUUGCUGUGGUUUCCACCUUGAAUAAACACCAGCGCAUACACACUGGAGAGAAGCCAUAUAGCUGUGAUCAGUGUGGAAAGAGCUUUGCUCACUCAGAUAAACUAACUACACACCAGCGAACACACACAGGAGAGAGGCCUUAUCGCUGUGAUCAGUGUGGAAAGAGCUUUGCUCGAGCUCCCACCCUGAAUUCACACAAGCGAACACACAGUGGAGAGAAGCCUUAUAGCUGUGAUCAGUGUGGAAAGAGCUUUGCUGAGUUAGGGACCCUGAAUUCACACCAGCGAACACACACUAGAGAGAAACCCUAUGUCUGUCUAUGUGGAAAGAGUUUUUCUCUUUUUAGGGCAAAUUAAUAAACACCAGAAAUCAAAAACGUGCCAUAUUUCAUCUCCAUCCUAUACCCGACAGUGGUUAUAGAUCCCUAAAUUAAAGGCUCUAUAGAAAACAUAUCCAUCUCCCAUUCUUAAACAGUUGACUUAGUCUGAUCACCAUGGUAACCUCUGGAGCAUAAUAUGCAGCUCUGAUCUAGGAUCAGGUCUCCCCUGUGUCUAUGUAAUAUCACACAUUGGGAUCUAAAUGGGUAAAUGUUAUCAUAGAUAAUGUCAUAUUGUGUGUGUGUGGGGGGGGCGGGGGUGAUGUUGAUAAUUGUAUCGUCUUUCAUAUACUCAUGAUACUAUUUUUAAAUCUCAUUAUGUAUAAUGUUUCAACAAUAGGUGUAUAUUCAUGUAUUCAAUGAAUCAAUAAAUUAAAUCCAAUAUCUUAUAAACAAGAUAUCACUUUAA